Molecule: messenger RNA, 798 nt
Organism: Rubroshorea leprosula
Lineage: Eukaryota; Viridiplantae; Streptophyta; Magnoliopsida; Malvales; Dipterocarpaceae
Source: the annotation of a GenBank genome assembly
UAGAGAGAAAAUCAUAGAGGAAGAAGAGAAGGGAGAAAAGGUUUUUAGAGAGGGAAUGAGGAGAAUGCGGGGAGGAUUGAUCCGGAGCUUACUCAGGGGAGGGCCUUCCGGCGCAGGGUGUACAACUGGUCAGCAGCAAACCAUGACCCAAUACUACGAUACUAGUCCAUUCUUACACACUUGUAACAAUGAUUCAUACCCAUCACUGGAAACUUCCGUCAGAAACCCACAAGGAUUCCCAAACACUACCGCAUCCAUUCACCUUAUACGGCACACCUUCUCUAUCAUUUUGCAUGGAAGCUCAGCCUACUCAGAUGAGUUUGAGUUUUGGAGUCUGUGGCUGGUUUCAGAGAGUGUCUUUUUGCACCAUAGCCUCUUUUGUUUCUUGUUCCCUGCGGUUCCUUUCACAAUCAAUUAUUUGGGUAUGGAUUAGCUACCUUUCUCUUUGCUCUUUUUAUGUCUACUUAUGUCUUAGAUUAGUGUGUUAUAAUUAUCUUGUGCCUUUGCUUAUGUUGUGAUUCUUUGAUGUUGUGUGUGUUGUUUUGUGUCCUAAGAUGGAGUUUCCUUUCACCAUCUAGGGGUUUGGUGUUUGGAUUUGUUUGGUUUAAGUCUCAAUGACACGAUUUUGUUGCCUAGGAAUUUAGUUUUUAUAAUUUUUGGAAACUCAUUUAUUUUUAUUCUGUUCUCUUUUAUCUUUUAUGUUCUGUUUGAUUGGAGAUUGGUUUUCCAUGUUGUAUUCUUUUGUGAUGUUUACCCAGGAUACCUUGUGUUUAAGAGAAAUGAAGUCCUUUGAUGUGG